CUGCUGCUGCUGCUCCUGCCGCUGCCGUUCCCGCUGCCCGGCGGCGGCGGCGGCGGCGUCGGCGUCGGCGGCGCCUCUGCGCAGCGAGCGGGGAGGGACUGCCCGCGGGCAUGCACCUGCUACCACCGCGAGGAGGUGCACUGCACCUUCCGCUACCUGAGCGCCGUGCCCGCCGGGCUGCCGCGAGACGCACUGCGAAUCAACAUGGGGUACAACAGCCUGACGGCCCUGGACGAGGGAUCGUUCGCCGGCCUGGCGAAGCUGGAAAUCCUCAUGCUGCACGGCAACGAGAUGCGCCUCCUGCCAGACAACGUGUUCGGCCAGCUGCGGGCACUGCAGGUGCUGAAGCUCAGCUACAACAAGCUGCGCUCGCUGCGGAGGCCGGCGCUGCGGGGCCUGCGCUCGCUCGAGCGGCUGCACCUCGACCGCAACCUCCUGGAGCGCCUCGACCCGGACGCCUUCGCGGGGCUCACGUCGCUGCGGCUCCUCCAGCUGGAGGGCAACCGGCUGCGCUCGCUGCACGCCGACGCGUUCGCCACGGCGUUCGUGGCGCGGGGCGCCGUCGUCUCGACGCUGGCGCACCUCUCGCUCGCCGACAACCGCCUGCGCUCGCUGCCGCCCUCCCUGCUGGCCUCCAUGCCGGCCCUGGAGAGCCUCUCGCUGCAGGGAAACCCCUGGGCGUGCGACUGCGCGCUGAGGCCCUUGCGCGAGUGGGCCGCCGAGAGAGCGGCCGGUGAGCGUCGCGCGGUCGGGCCGAGUCGCCGUUGGGAUUUAUUUUUGGGGGUUCUUUUCGAGACGUCGCGCCGGAGGCUUUUUCGCAUGGGGGCUCUCUCGAGCCCUUCGGCCAGCAGUGGCGCAAGCGAGCAGCUCAGCGGCGCCUUCACCCGUUACCUCUCCGUGUGCGUCUCCCCUCGCGCCGCAGACGUUCUCAAGUGCGCGGUGGUGGACGCAGGGAGGCGAGACGGAGACUCGCGGUGUCCACGCUGCGCGAGCCCCGCACGCUACAGGGGGCGCCACCUGCUCUCCGUCCCCGCGCGGCGGCUCGCCUGCGCCGCGCCGUCCGUCGCCGCUCCCGGGACGUCGAGGAAACCCGACGGCGACGGCGCCGGCGAGCUCCCCCUGCGGCACCUCCUGCGGGCGCGCGCCUCGUGGGCCGCGCUCGGCCUCAACCUGACGGCCGCGCCGGGGCGGGCUGCGACGCUGCGGUGCCGCGUGGGCGAACCGCGCGCCGCAGCGCCGGUCGCCGUGCGGCGGCUGGAUGACGGGACGGUGCUCGUGGACGGCGCAUUCGAGACGCGCCUGGCGUGCGACGUGAGCCUCGGAGACGGCCGGCGGCAGCUGGAGGAGGCGGCGGCGAGGGCGGGCGGCGAUUCGGUGGGGGGAGGUGGCCCCCGGCGGCGCGAGCUCCGCUUGACGAGGCUGCCCGAGGUUCACGGCGAGGCGAGCGCGAGCCUCUACGCCGUCGUGACGGAGCGGGGGGAGCCACCGAGCGACGGCGCGGCACUCGUGGCGAGCAUUUCCACGGAGGCCGACUGGCUCCUGCAGCCGACGAUCGGCGUCUCGCUGAGCGGCGGCGUCGGCCCCCCCGGCGCCGAAGAUGGCCUGUACCUGACGCUCACCACGGUGAUGUCGGGGUACCGGGGAGCCGGGGACCAUGGCACGUCCGAGUGGGUGCUCGUCCGUGGCGGCGGCGGCGACGGGGACAUUGACGCACGGCUCAACCAGGCGGUGGUGGAGGGGGCGCCCGUCCAGAUGCUGUGCGGCAUCGAUGCCGCCCCGGGGGCGCCGGCCGCGCUCCACUGGACCCUCGCCGAUGGCACGCGGGUCAGGGAGCCCUACGAGAGCGCCGACAACCGUGUGACAGCGGCCCGCGGAGGGCAGCUGCUGAUCAAGUCGGCGCAGGUGGCAGACUCGGGUGCGUACGCGUGCGUUGCUUCGACGAGAGACGACGCGGAUGCGAUGGAGUUCAGGCUCGAGGUGCUGCCAGCAAUCGCAAAGGCGGCGGUGGACGAGGAUUUGUCGGUGCUGGUUGGCGGAGACCUGGGGGUCCCCUGCAGGGCGCUCGGCUCGCCGGACCCAUCAGUGGUCUGGGUCUUCCCCGACGGCUCGGUCUCCGAGGACCUGCCUUCGCACGGGGUACGUUCGGCCAUCGUAAAUGGCACGCUGAACAUAAAGGGCAUCGGCGCUGGGGACGGCGGCCUCUACAGGUGUGUGGCCAUGAAUCGGCUCGGAGCCAAGGUCCUGUCCAUAAACGUCACCAUCGCGUCGCCAGACGCCAACGGUGGCGAUGCGAGUGGGGGGUGGAGGCCGAGCUCCCAGCCGUACAAUGAGAAUUCGUAUUUCCCCUCGGGAAACGACGGACUGCCCCAAGUGGACCUUUACAAUGCCACGCGAAAUGAUUCCUCCUUGACGCUUCCUCCAAGCGCGAAGCAGCACGGGAACAGCAUGGCGGGCGAGGCCAAAGUGAUGGAGAAGGAUGAGAAGCAGGAGGAAGAUGAGGAGGAGGAGGAGGAGGAGGAGGAGGAGGAGGAGGAGGAGGAGGAGGAGGACGACGACGACGACGACGACGACGACGACGAAGAGGAUGAGGAGAGCGGGCGUGCUCUGAAGAGUAGGCCACGCGGGAGAGGGCCCGCCGGACCCGCGGGGCCACGCCGGAUCGACAACGUGUCGGUGAAGGAGCGCGACCCUCAGCGGUGGGCCCAAGUGCUGGAGGAGGUGAGGCGGCGGCACAGAGAGUGGAGGCGCCGGGGGGGCCACAACGACAGCCUCGCCAUCGCGGCGGCCACGACUCCGGCCGGACGCGACCUCGCCCCUUCGCCUGGGGCAUCGGCUGCUGGCGAGACCGAGACGAGCGCUGAAGGGAGUGUCGCGAGCCGCGGGGUCACCGCGGGGUAUUCUGGUGGGCGUGAUCUGGAGUGGGCGAGCACAUUUUCCGGCGGGUUGGUGGAGCUCUCCGACGACCACUCCGCCGUCGUGGAAACGGUCUCCUAUGACGAGCGCGUGACGCCAGCGUACGAGGCCGCGUACACCGAGGCGUACACGCUCGGCGCCCGGGCGGCCGUUCACACGAGCACGGCAGAUGCCGACUACGGAGUUUCGGAAACGAUUCUGAGCCCUUUCCCCACCACGUCGGCGACAACCGAGAAAUCGGACGUCGCCUUGACUCAACGGACUUCGGCGGUGGGGGACCACGCGGGGGCGCUUCCCGCGAACGUGGACCCAGAGCACUCCGCCUGGGGUCCCGACAACUCCUUCACGAGGCUGCCAUCACGCCCGCGGGUGCAGGAGCACACAACAGAAGCGCAGCGUUCGUGGCACCGGAUAUCCAGCACGACGACCGUGCCCAGCGCUCUCCUCCCCGCGAGUCCUCCGCGAAGCCCGUUCAGCGGGGAGCCGUACGGACGCUGGCACGAGAAGCUGCAGUGGGCCUCAGCCGUGGGCACUCCGGCCGCAGGCCUCUUGCCUUUCCUCCAGCCCGAGGCGCUCCUUCCGGUCACGUGGGGGAAAUUCCACACCACGGACGGGGACCCGACGGUGCGAGCGGCCGUCUCCGCCACCACCGACCCGGAGCUGGAGUCGCAGGUUCAAACGCCGACGGGGCCCGCGCAGGGGUCGUCGUCAACGUCGUCCUCGGAGGACUCCGAGCGACCCCGCGGCAUGAUGAGGCAUCCCUCGGGCAUGACGGACCAGAGGGAAGGGGCCACGUCCACAUUGAGAGCAGCGCGGGCACAAUCGCGCUCGGCUACGGGAUCCGACCCGGCGGCCGGUUCGCCUCCGUCUCUUUGGCAGAACACGUUCAUCGGACCGCCGGUGACGGAGGGAUAUGAAGCGCCGCUUCCCUGGGAUGGGUUGCAACGUCCCGCCGUGUCCGACACGAGGUUGGUCCCAAAGGGCGCCCACUCGACCGAGACACGGCCGCUGCCCACGGCUCCGACCACACGCAACGUCAAGAGAGCGUUUACCAACAGGGCGGCGGCGAUGACGGCCCCAACGACGGUGCUGCAAACAGAUCACGCUCACGACCGACAGGGGGAAGCUUCGGCGGAAUCUGCCGAGGGGCCUCCACCAAAAGACCGGCACAACCACGGCGACGAGAAGACCACGUGGAGGGAAGAGAGCGGCUCGGAUUCGUCCAACGCCGUGCGGCCACACGGCAACGCCGACGAGGAUAGCCUGCGUGGUGCGCCGGUGAUCGUGGACAAGGCGAGCACGAUGAUCGCAAUCGUGGCCGACUCGGACGUCGCAAUACAUUGCCCUGCGAUUGGCAAUCCUCUACCAACCAUCAGCUGGACGAAAGUGGCCACAGGCGCCACCAUCAGGGCUGGCUCCAGACUGGGAAGCCGGUUCGAGGUGCUGCCCAACGGCACUUUCCUCGUCCGCAGUGGCCACCUGCAGGACCGCGGGCAGUACCUGUGCACGGCCGCCAAUGACCAGGGCUCCGACCACUACACCGUGACUCUCACGGUCCUCGCCUACCGGCCGCGGGUGCGCCAGCCGCGCUUCCAGAACCUCACGGCACACCAGGGCGAGCCGGUGGAGCUGCGCUGCCCAGCCGAGGGGCGGCCCAGGCCGCAGGUGUCGUGGCUGCUGCCCGACCGCUCGUUCCUGCGUACGGCCAGCCUGGGUGAGGGCCGCGUGACGCUGGCGCCCGACGGGACUCUGCACAUCCGGCGGGUGGCGGCGUCCGACCGCGGCAGCUACAAGUGCAUCGCGAGCAACCCCGCCGGGACGGACACAGUCGGCUUUCGGCUCGACGUGAUCUCCGUGCCACCCGAGAUCGCGCAGCGAAAGACGGAGGAUCUCCCUGGCAUCGCGGGUCAGAGCCUCGUGAUCCACUGCAGCGCCGGCGGCUUUCCAACACCGAGCGUCCGCUGGUUGCUGUCCGACGGGUCGGUUGUUAGGCCGUCGCAGUUUCUCAAGGGCAAGCUGUUCGUCUUCCCCAACGGCACACUCCACAUCGCCCGGCUGGCGACGGCCGACAGCGGCAGCUAUGAGUGUGUUGCGACCAACGCCAUGGGCGUGGACAGGAGGGUGGUCAGCCUCAGCGUGAGCAGCCCGCUCUCGCCGGCCAAGAUCGCCCGCAACAAGCAGCGGGCCACGGUGGACGUGCGGUACGGCGAGGUCGCGCUCCUGAACUGCGUGUCCUCCGGCGACCCCCAGCCGAAAGUCAUUUGGAGGCUGCCCUCCAAGAUCGUGAUCGAUACGCUGUACAGCCCCGACAACCGAGUCUCGGUGCACGAGAACGGCUCGCUGAGCGUGGGCACGGUGAUCGAGGGCGACGCGGGCGACUACCUGUGCGUGGCGCGCAACAGCCUUGGCUACGACAUGCAGGGGGUCACAAUGAACGUGACCCUGGAGGCGGCGAGGAUUGACAAGCGCGCGGCGGGCGCGAGCGGGACGGACGUUGUCGUCAGCGCCGGCGGCACGGCGUGGCUCGACUGCGUCGCCUCGGGCCUUCCGCGGCCCGGCGUCUCGUGGAGCCUGCCCGACGGUACGACGGCGAGCAGCCCCGUGCCGGCGGGCGGCGACGACGGUGGCAAUGGCGAGCGGAAGGACGGCGGGCGGCGCGCUGUCCUCGGGAACGGCACGCUGCUCGUGCGGAACGCGGCACGGGAGGACGAGGGCGACUACACGUGCGUGGCGCGCAACGCGGCCGGAGGCGACGAGGCGACGGUGCGCCUGAGCGUGCCGCCGAGGGCGAGGCCGCCCAAGAUCGAGGGCCACGCCAAGAAGGCCGCCGCCGCGCCCCUGCAGGUCCGGGGCGGCGAUGCAGCCCGGCUCGGCUGCGACGCUGCCGGCGAGCCGAAGCCGAGCGUCGCGUGGGUGCUGCCAUCCAAGCGGGCGCCGCUCACGUCCGCGGACGGGCCGCGCGUCCAGAGGGACGGCUCGCUGAUCAUCGAGCGCGUCGGGAAGGCCGACGCCGGGGUCUACACCUGCAUCGCCCGCAACGCGCUCGGGGAAGACUCGAAGGCAAUCAGCCUCGAGGUGGUGCUCGUCAAGCCCGUCAUAAACGGGAACCAGGACAGGCACGCGGUCGCCAGCGACUCGGCCGUCAAGUUCUCGCGCAAGCGGAUCAACUGCAGGGCGGACGGCGUGCCCCAGCCGCGGGUGGCAUGGGUCAUGCCCGGCAACGUCGUCCUGACGACGCCCUACGAGGGCAGCCGGAUAUCCGUGCUCGAGAACGGUACUCUGGAAAUCAAAAACGUGCGGCGCUCGGACACCGGGGAGUUCCUGUGCGUCGCUCGCAGCGAAGCCGGAGAGGCGACGCUGCGCGUGAAGCUGGCCGUGACAGACACGUUGGAAAAGCCGGUUUUAAAGAACCCAAAAAACGAGAAAAUCAUCACCAAAGAAGGCAGGGCGAUCACGCUGAAUUGCUCGGCAACCGGUGUGCCGACGCCAGAAACGACUUGGCUGUUCCCGAAUGGAACCCUCAUCGCCAAGUGGCAAAAGGUGGAAAACUUCCGGCACGGCAAGGACGGCGCCCUGGUGAUCCUCCGUCCCGCCCAGCGGGACGCCGGCACCUACCGAUGCACGGCCAAGAAUGCCGCGGGCUUCGUGGAGAAAGCCGUGACGCUGGAGGUCGGACAGAAGCCCAUGAUCGCGCUCCGCCACAGGGGCCUGGUGCGCAGCACCAGCGGUGAGCCGCUCUUCCUGCACUGCGUCGUCAGCGGGAACCCGAAGCCCACAGUCCGCUGGGUGCUGCCCAACGGCGCGAGCGUCGACGGCACGUCCCGCGCCUCCGCCUCCGCCGCCGCCGGCGGCCGCGCGGCGCUGCUGGCCAAUGGCACGCUGGCGCUGAGCGCGGCGACCCCGCGCGACCGCGGCACGUACGUGUGCCACGCGGAGAACGCGGCCGGGCACGCGUCGGCGGCCGUGCCCGUCGUCGUGGUGGCGUACCCGCCGCGAAUCACGCGGGGCCCGCCCAGGACCGUGCUGGCGCGGCGCGGCGCCAGCCUGCGGCUGCGAUGCGCCACCAUCGGCGUGCCCAAGGCCGACGUGGCGUGGGAGCUGCCGAGCGGCGCCAGGCUGUCGACGGCGAGCGCGGGAGCGCACGCGGGCGGCGGCGCCUACUUGCACCCCGCAGGGACGCUGUACGUUCAGACGUCCGGGUACGAGCACUCGGGCUUCUACAAGUGCGUCGCCAGCAACACGCUGGGGAGCGACGUGGUGUCCACCUACGUGCGGUUUUAUUGAUGGGUCAGUUUUGUUUGUUAGUUUUUUUUUGCGAGUGGGGGGGGUGGGGGAGGGGAAUUGUCGAGCAAUUGGCCUAAAGUGGCUUUUGCUUUCAAGGUUGACACGUGCGGCCACCGCAGAAGCGCUUUGAAAGUGUUUUGCGACAUCCCCCAUCGCAGUAGCCAUUGCGCAUUGGUCUCUGUUGAACUGCACCAGCUGAGCAUCGUACGGCAGAUGCUGUGCCUGUAUCCCGCACCGACGGACUGUUCAGAAUUGCCCAGGGAACGACUUGUGGGCGGCAAUCUCAAAAUCGAGGAGCAGACAGUAAAGCCACUGGCUGCGUCGAUCAUUCGCCUACAGAUGUUCGGAUAUUCGCCGGGUGUGUGCGUGUGAACCUAUGGAUGUCUCGGUGAGUCUAUGGGUAUCUAUGUCAGUACAGUUUGUACGUUGAACUUCUUUCGCACCGUACCACCGACAAGUCAAUAGUGUUAAUCGGAGGUGCAGCGGAAGGACGACAACCUAAACGCAAAAAGUAGUUCUUCAGAAAUUAGUUUUCAAUCUGGAUUGAAAAGCGCACAUAGCUCCAGUGGCUUCCUCACAUCGGAGGCAAGAGCCUUCCAGACGGCCACAGAGGCGCAUCUGAAGGCGCGCGAUGCGGUGACCACCGUCUUUGUUCGAUGGCUGAGCUAAAAUCCGCCGCUGCUGCGAGGAUGAGCGGAGUUCGCGCGAUGAUGGUUCAUGCUCCUUGACGCCGGGUCUCCAUCGGAAUAUAUCGUUCGCCGACAUCCGUGUGUCAAAUCGUCACCACGUGGCUUCUCCUGAACGACGUCCACUGGCUCACUCGGCAACCUCGACAUGAGCACACGAACAUUGGAUGAUCAACUGCCCGCAAACGAAAGUCUACGAAGAUUAAAAUAUGCAAACCAGAAUGUGGCAAAGACUGAAAAGUAGCAUUAUAAAUCAAUAGAUAUGGAAAAGUUAUCUUUAUUUUAUCGCUAAUUAUAACCAAAUUAGAUUUUUAUACGUACUAUUUUGAAAGCAUUUAGUGUUUUGGUUUAUUUUACAACUACCUCUGCUGACAAUGUUACCACAACUCUAUGCAAAAUGAAUGGCGACCCAUUUAUAGAUAUCCCGCGAAAUACACGCACACUUCAUUCAAUAUUUCAACGCUCUCCUCCGUAAGAUAUGGAUCCGUCGCUUUCACAGCAUUCAAACCGCUGUUGAAAAGAAUUGAGAUGCCCAUUUUCAAUCAGUGGGGAAUCUACAUAUAGAUCACCCUGUGCUAAAGCGCCUCCUUAGAAACACGUGGAUUACAGUGCACUGUGAUCUCAAUUAUGACAUUUUUUUGUAAUCUUCAUCAUCAGCAUUGACUUCAUUAACCUCUCCUCUUCACCCGUCACAGAUCGUACCACCUGGUUCACCCCCUGAUACCCCUUUCCCACUCGCACAUCCGGUCCGUGCCAGCACGUGGCCGGCACACGGCACACACGUGUGCCCCACGGUGGCUAGGAGACGUUAACUCCCUCGUCUUGUGUGCAGGAGGU
Molecule: messenger RNA, 8720 nt
Organism: Petromyzon marinus (sea lamprey)
Lineage: Eukaryota; Metazoa; Chordata; Hyperoartia; Petromyzontiformes; Petromyzontidae
Source: RefSeq, a predicted model, not a curated record